AUGGCGGCCAUUCCUCCUGGGUCUGAAAUGUAUUCGGUUAAUGUCACCCUGGUAGCCUUAGGCAGGGUGGCCGACGGCGUCGGAGGCUGGCGAGACUACGGCGUCGACCCGUCUCAGUUCUCAGGGACUCUGAUGCGCACUUGUGAACGUUUGGUAAAGGAAGGACGGUUCGUGCCCAGCCACCCUGUGGGGAUCCUCACCACAAGCUACUGUGAGCUGCUGCAGCACAAAGCCCCCCUGCUCGGGAGCAGCACGGCCUGCAUCGUCGUCCUGGAUCGGAGCACUCGGCGCCUGCACACCGCCAACCUGGGCGACUCGGGCUUCCUGGUGGUCCGGGGGGGCCGCGUGGUGCACCGCUCUGACGAGCAGCAGCACUACUUCAAUACUCCGUUCCAGCUCUCGAUAGCACCGCCCGAAGCCGAGGGGGUCGUCUUCAGCGACAGCCCGGACGCUGCCGACAGCACCACCUUCGAUGUUCAGCUGGGGGACAUCAUCCUGACGGCCACAGACGGACUCUUCGACAACAUGCCGGACUACAUGAUCCUCCAGGAGCUGAAAAAGCUAAAGAACUCAAAUUACGAAAGCAUCCAGCAGACGGCAAGCAGUAUUGCUGAACAAGCCCACGAGCUGGCCUACGAUCCAAAUUACAUGUCUCCCUUUGCACAGUUCGCGUGCGACAAUGGACUGAAUGUAAGAGGUGGGAAACCCGAUGACAUCACCGUUCUUCUCUCUAUAGUAGCUGAAUACACAGACUGACCGGCUGUAAUGCUCAGCUUUUAAAGACUGGUGUGUCUCCCACUGUACUCAGCUUCACACGGACUAUUUUC
Messenger RNA from Protobothrops mucrosquamatus (brown spotted pit viper), 827 nucleotides. RefSeq names its product PTC7 protein phosphatase homolog (gene PPTC7). The transcript has 6 exons. The record is from RefSeq and is a predicted model, not a curated record. NCBI's taxonomy places the organism in Eukaryota, Metazoa, Chordata, Lepidosauria, Squamata, Viperidae. Bases 1 to 756 code for a protein of 251 amino acids.